Molecule: messenger RNA, 4082 nt
Organism: Dichomitus squalens LYAD-421 SS1
Lineage: Eukaryota; Fungi; Basidiomycota; Agaricomycetes; Polyporales; Polyporaceae
Product: putative isomerase YbhE
Exons: 5
Coding region: 274-1353 (359 amino acids)
Molecular function (GO): protein binding; 6-phosphogluconolactonase activity
Source: RefSeq, a predicted model, not a curated record
ACAUUCAAGUCCUCGCAACGAAUGGCUUACGCGGACGCAACAAAGCGUCAUCACAAUAGCGAUCGGGUGAUCUCAAAUGGACACUCAAAAACUUUUGGUUUCCCUCACUGCUUCUUCUGGCUCCCUCACUUCCUACGACGAUCCGCGUAUUCCAGGACCUGGUGUUCUGUACGCCUGACGACUUUGACAGUACUUAUACACUCUACUGCUUCACCAUACUCAACCCCUCAAGCCCAACUCUCGUCUUUCUUUGCCCGGCGCAUUCAUAAUACCAUGGUCAACUUCACCAUUCUUGCCGGAGGCUACUCGUCUGCUAUCGUGACAUAUCUCUUCAACUCUGAUGCUGGCGCGCUUUCUGUCGUCGGCCAGUCGCCCACUGGUACCAACCCAUCGUGGAUUGCGCUUCACCCUACCAACCAGAGCAUUCUCUACGCCACGAAUGAGAACACCGAGGGGGGCCUGCAGUCGUUUGUUAUCAAAAAUGACGGCCUCCUUACAGACGCACUCGCCACCGUCUCGUCUGGUGGGAAUGGCCCUGCGUUCGCCGUUCCUCUGUCUACUGGCGAGGUUGCCGGCAUGAACUUCGGUUCAGGAAACGGGGUCAUCGUGCCCACAGAGGAGGAUCCGACGCAGUUUGUCUCUGGCGCACCAGUCAUCACAUUCCCGGCGCCCCCGUCCCCGGCGGUCUCGCACCCACACAUGGCGCUCGAGGUUGGCUCGGAGGUCUUUGUCCCUGACUUGGGUGCAGACACCAUCCACCGCCUCGUGCGCGACGGCCCCGCAGGCAACUUCAAGGUCCAAGGCGAGAUCGAGCAGCCCGCCGGCUCCGGCCCCCGGCACAUCGUCGUGCGCGGCGACCAGCUCUACACGAUCCACGAGCUUGCCUCCACGCUCACGCAGCAGACGAUCCCCGCCGACCCGUCCGUCCCCGCCGCGCCGCUCGCCGCGAACCUCUCCAUCGUGCCCCCCGGGCUCCCCGCGGGCGCGUCGAUGGCCGCCGCGGAGCUCCUCCUCGCGGAGGCGUCCCCGGCGCCGGGCUCGAACUUCACCCAGGCGUUCCUGUACGCGUCGAACCGGAACGUCGGCGCGCAGGACCCGCGCGGGGACGCGAUCGCGAUCUUCGCGCUCGAGCCGCAGCUCGCGCUCGUCAAGCACGUCUUCACGGGGCUCGACCAGAUCCGCGGGAUGCAGCUCAGCGGGGGGCCAGAGAACGAGUACGUCGUCGCGGCGGGGGUCGCGGGGAGCGCGGGGACGGUCGUGCUCCGGCGCACGAACGGGGGCGCGGACCUGGAGAUCGUGGCGACGAACACGGACGUCCCGACGCGGUCGAGCUUCGUUUGGCUCAGCGACUGAGCUGGGCGGGGUCUGUCUGUCCAGUCUCUUGGCGUGACCAUAGCAAUUAUGCGUGUAUCUAUCACCAGGUUAUCUGUGCUCUUGAUGAGGACGCCCACGGCCAAUCUCGAGUGCCGUCGUCUGCGACCGUUGCAGGCUCUCUAUCUGAAUGCGCCCCCUCCCAACACGAAUGCCAAAACCAUUCCUCUCUCCCAGGAGGACAUCGCGAACCCGCACUAGUGUCACAAUUCAACCCCCGAACCGCGGAACCCGACCGCUGCGCACACGCAACUCAAUUGUGCGCGGGCUCCCCGUGACAGCAGGCAUGCGCCGGGAGCAGAAGCCCGCCCGUCUCCGUACUUCGUCUUCGUGCACAUGUCGCGCGGUGCCCAGCUUUGCGUGUUCUGUCCGUGCGCGACGUCUUCUGGAGCCCGGGUCCGUGGUGCGGAAGGUAUAUUACGAGAGGGUAUACGGCGGCGCGCGCCCGUCCGAGUCCGACCGCGCAGCAGCGAAUAGCGAGGGGUACCGUACAUUUUUUGCUGCCUACCGGAGAGCGUAUCUGGGGUUCGUCUAUAGUCCGCAAAGAAUCCUGAAUAACUGAGGCGUAAACAAAAGAAGGGGUGGUGCAGCGCCGCCCCGCAGGCGGGCGAGCGCGAGAGGUCCGAGUUCGUCCGUAGCAAAACGUGAUGGGACAUGAAGACGAGGCGAAGGGUAUGAGACAUGUGGCGGGGGACUGCGGGCAGCGACGAGCGACUGCUAACGAGCCCGCAUGCCAAGGGGGGUACCGAUGCGGGGGGCAUUACGGGUAUUAAACGACGUUAUACAUAUGUACAGCAGCGGGUCCUGUGCAGGUAGUGAGUGUGCAGACGACGACGACGGGGGAGGGUCCGCUAUGGUCAGCACGAGCAAUCCAAUCCAAGAAGCAUGUCACCGUGGGGGGGCCCAAUUGUAUCAUUACACGAACGUCCGUUCUCCCUUCUCGCAUGAACUUUUUGUUUGGCUCACGGGGACCGCGGGUCGUUCACGACGCGGUCAUCCGGCGGCCGCCAGGCGCGCUCCGCCUCGACGCUUGUCCACCUACGAUCGACGGCUGCAUCCUUGCGGCAGCGUUCGCUGGGUAGGCGUUCGUGCCGAACGCAGAAUACUGGCCGGGGUGGUGCGCCGCCGGGUACUGAUGCGCGGCCGCGACGUAAUGAUGCUGCUGCUGGUGCGGGUACUGCAUGCCCGGCCCAGGAUACGACACGCUGGGUGCGGCGACGGGCGCAGGCGCGUACGCCGAGGGCCCGACAAGCGACCCCGAGGCGUAGCCUGGCUGGCUGGGCCGACGCGAGGCGGGGGGACACGCGGGGGGCGGGACGUCGCGCUCGUAGCUCCAGGUAGCGAACGGCGAGGGCGCGAUGGACAUGGACAUGGGGGCCUUGCCCACGACGACGGCGCUGGCGGCACGCGCGCGAGAGCUGGCAGCGACGCCGGCGUGGCCCGGGUAGGGUGAGGGCGGGGGGCUGCCGGCGUGGAUGAGCUGGACGAGGUGGGGGUGGCGCUUGGCCUCUGCGAGGAAGAGGUGUGCGCCGGCGAGCUCUGGGGCGGGGUCGAGGACGAUACGGCUGAGCGCGGGGUUCUGCGCGAUGUCAAGCAGAGUCGUGUUCCACACCGCGGGCAACAUCGUGCUCAGCGUGUGCAGCCGGGGGAGCGUCGCGAGCGCCUUGGUGAGCGCGCUCGCGGCGGGAGAGGGGCUGAGCCGGAAGGCGACGUUCACCGUUUCCUGCAAGAAGCCGUCAGUUACGUCAAUCAUCACACAUCGAAUCCCUGCCAAUUCCUCCCGUCCGAGAACACCAGCGAAGCUCGACGCAGCAGAACCCAUCUUCCUGUCCGUCGCUCAUCUGCUACCAGUCCAUUCUCGGACAUGCGCGCACGACGCAGUGAAACAGAUCGAACGCGACUCACCAGCUUGUGCCAGCGCGUCAUGGCCUUCGCGAGCUGUUCGAAGAUGUAGAUUGCAUUAGGCUGCGUCAGAUACGCGUUCUUGCGGAUGACGAGGUGUCGGACGCGGCGCGUCUUCGCAAACGCCUCGCAGAACUGCACCACGCCACGGUCGCGGCUAAGAGCGUCUGCCGCCGGGAUCACGCCAGUCGUGACGGUCAGCGUCGAGUCGGCGUUGUCCACGGUGACGUCGAGUGUGUCGAGGUUCGAGCACAGGGGGAUGAGGUCGCGGAGCGCGGGAGAGGUAGCGUGCAGGUGGAGGCUGCGGAUGCACGGCGCGAGCGAGGGAGUGUAGCGCAGGGCGCGGAGGAGGAGCUCGACAUGGCGCGGGGUGCGGAGGACUGGAUGGCGGUAGUGGACGGGGGUCGCGAUACGUAACCAGGCGCGGCAGACGAGCAGCGGGGAGAUCACGUUCGGAAGGGUGGAGGGAGGCGUCUGGUAGGGAUGCCAGGAAGCCCGCGAGGGCUCUGGAGACUGAACGAGGAUGAGGGCGAGGAUGCGCUCGAGGAUCUCCUCGGGGACGUCAGCGAGCGUGGCGAGGCGGGUGCGGGUGCGGGGGGCUGCUGUGCGGCGGGCAGGCAUCGGGGACGGCGGCGGCGGCUAGCGUGGACGGACUGGGUGUGUGCUGGUGAUGAAGUGCGCGCCGGGCGAGAAGAGAUAGGCGUGGCCUUGAGCCGUUCGUUUACUGGGACGAGGACGGGGUGAGCUGGCGAGAGUGGGCAGAUAUAAGCACGGCGGAUCGCUUGCGAGCGAGCACAGGCGCGCGAUGC